AUGGAAGAGAAGUCUCACGACUCCGAGGCUUCUUCCUCCACCAAUGCCGAUGAGCAUGCUGAGCAGCCGGCCGUCGAGGAGAAGGAAGCUUCCGCUGUCCACCCUCGUCAGGCUCACUGGCCCUCGAACCCCGCCACGGCGGAGAUGGACCAGUUGGAGGUCGUUGACUCGUCGUCUGAUGACGAGAAGAUCGAGAUCACGGAGGAUGAGUGUUACGACCAGCUAGGGUACACGUUUCCCACCUGGAGGAAAUGGGUCAUCAUCUCGGUCAUCUUCCUGGUGCAAACCUCCAUGAACUUCAACACCAGUCUCUACUCAAACGCUCUCAACGGCAUCUCGGAGGAGUUUAACGUCAGUGUCCAGGCUGCCCGCUGUGGUGCAAUGAUCUUCCUCAUUCUCUACGCCUUUGGUUGUGAGCUUUGGGCCCCUUGGAGCGAGGAGAUCGGUCGCAAGCCGAUUCUUCAGGCUAGUCUCUUUCUCGUCAACAUCUGGCAACUUCCCGUUGCCCUUGCUCCCAACUUUGCUACCAUCAUGGUCGGCCGUGCGCUGGGUGGUCUGUCGUCCGCCGGUGGUUCGGUCACCCUGGGCAUGAUUGCCGACCUGUGGGAAGCCGAUGAUCAACAGUACGCUGUCGCCUGUGUUGUCUUCUCCUCUGUCGGUGGCUCCGUCAUUGGCCCUGUUGUCGGUGGCUUCGUCGAAGCCUACCUGCCCUGGCGCUGGUGCAUCUGGAUCCAGCUUAUCUUCGGAGUCUUCGUCCAGAUUGCCCAUAUGAUCUUCGUCCCCGAGACCCGUACCACCAUCAUGAUGGACAAGAUCGCCAAGAAGAAGCGUGCCAGCGGCGAGAACCCCAACCUGUAUGGGCCGAACGAGCUGGUCCCCUUUCGCGAACGCUUCUCCAUGCGCGAAGUCCUCAUCACCUGGGUCCGUCCUUUCAAGAUGUUCCUCACCGAGCCGAUCGUCUUGACCCUUUCCCUCCUCAGUGGCUUCAGUGACGCUCUCAUCUUCAUGUUCAUCCAAUCCUUCUCUCUUGUCUACGACCAGUGGGGGUUCACCACCGUCGAAAUGGGCCUCAGCUUCCUGCCCAUCCUCGUCGGAUACUUCAUUGCCUGGUUCUCCUACUUUCCUGUCAUCAAGCGCAACAUUGCCGAACGCCAUAGCAAACCGGAUGACGAGCGUGCCCAGUACGAGUCGCGUCUGUGGUGGCUGCUGUACACCGCCCCCUGCCUACCUAUCGGUCUGAUCGGUUUCGCCUGGACCAGCCUGGGUCCCCCCGUUCAUUGGAUUGGCACCAUGGUCUUCUCCGCCAUUGUUGGCAUCGCGAACUAUAGCAUCUACAUGGCCACCAUUGACUAUAUGAUCUGCGCCUAUGGGCCCUACUCUGCCUCGGCGACUGGUGGAAAUGGGUGGUCCAGAGACUUCCUUGCUGGUGUCCUCACCAUCCCCGCUACCCCGUUUUUCGCCAACAUUGGUGGCAAGUAUCACUUGGAAUAUGCGUCGACCAUUCUCUUCUGUGUCUCAUUUAUCCUGGUUGCUGCCGUCUAUGUGAUCUACUGGUAUGGCCCUACCCUUCGUAAGCGGUCCCCGUUCGCCCAGCAACUUGAAGACGCUCGGCACGAAAUGGAGGCCCAGGGUCGUCACUUGUCACGCAUCCCUUCGGGCUCGCGCGCCAACUCCUUUGCUCGUUCUCAGCAAAACCUGCGCAUCCGCCAGACCUUCGGGAGCCGCCAUGGGAGCGUUACCAACUCUCGUGCCAAUUCCCGCGCCAACUCGCGCCGGAACAGUCUUGCUCAUUAA
Molecule: messenger RNA, 1794 nt
Organism: Penicilliopsis zonata CBS 506.65
Lineage: Eukaryota; Fungi; Ascomycota; Eurotiomycetes; Eurotiales; Aspergillaceae
Exons: 3
Coding region: 1-1794 (597 amino acids)
Biological process (GO): transmembrane transport
Molecular function (GO): transmembrane transporter activity
Source: RefSeq, a predicted model, not a curated record